UAGUGCUGAGAUGUUAGGAUCUGCCUCACUUACUAGAGCUUCACUCGCCCUGAAUUUGCUCUAGUCAUUCAACUGAAGCACACAAUAAUUGACCUGCCUUCUCUAUAAGGAACUCUUAAUGAUGCUAGCCUGCUUUAGAACCGCGGAAUCGCAGGGUAGAGUGUCACCAAAAAGUCACCAGAAAGACAUCUGUUAGACUGAGACUUGGAUUGUAUUUUCUUUCCAUCUUCUUCAAACAAUUGCAAACAACUGGAUGUUCUUGGGUUACAGCAACUCAGCUGUUUGUAGAUUAUGGGUACAACUGCCAGUACAGCACAGCAGACAGUCUCCGUAGCACAUCCAUUUGACAGUGUCCAUGGCAACGGGAUGGCAGACAACAGGCGGUCAGUGAGCAUUAACUCCUUUCAAACAGUCAACAUUCAAAACAACAAGGCCAAGUCCAUUAUUACCAAUAAGGUGGCACCGGUAGUCAUUACGUAUAACUGUAGAGAAGAGUUUCAGAUUCACGAUGAUCUCCUUAAAGCAAAUUAUACUGUUGGACGAAUUUCAGACACCAUGCCUGAACAUUACCUCGUACAGGGUAAAUAUUUUAUGGUGCAGGACGUGUACAGUAAAGCAGAUGUCUUAAACUCUAUAGGCAGCAGUGGUGCACCAAACUUCAGGCAGGCCCAAGGAAGCUAUCCUUUAUUUGGAAUGGGGCAGCCCAGUCUUAAUGGCUUCAAGCAAGUCCUUCAGAGACUGCAGACACAUGGUUAUGAGGAAGUGAUCUUCUUCUGUGUGCGCGAGGAACCUGUUGUGUUUUUACAUUUGGAAAAUGAUUUUGUACCGUACACACCAAGGAGAAAAGAAAACCUCCACGAAAACCUCCAUGGUUUGGGAAAAGAUGUUAAAGUGGAAAACUUGGAGUUGACAAUCAGAAAGGAGCUUUGUGACUUUGCUCAGCUGAAUGAAAAUGUGUACUAUAUCUACAAUGACAUUGAACACUUCAAGAAUGAACCUCAGCACAUCACCAUCAGCUGUGAAGAGGACAUUCAUGUCACUGAAGAGGUUUACAAGAGACCUGUCUUUACAAUGCCUUCAUAUAGGUAUCAUCGAUUACCACUGCCUAUGGAAGGCGCACCGUUGGAGGGGCAGUUUGAUUCCUUUGUUAAUAUACUCAGGGAGAGCCCAAAUUUGCUGCUUUCUCGAGACGCAUCAAAACCUCUUCCUGCCCUCGUCUUUAGCUGCCAAGUCGGAGUGGGCAGGACAAACCUAGGCAUGAUUCUUGGUACCCUUGUGAUGUAUCACCAGAAAGGAGCUCCAGAGGAGCAAAAACUUGCUGAGAAUGUCAGCACAAUGCCAAAGGCACAUUUCCAGAUUAUCCAGAGUUUUAUCAAUUUAGUUCCAAAAGGUCAGCAAAUUGUUGAAGAGGUGGACAGUGCUAUAGCGCUCUGCUCAGAAAUGCAUGACAUUAAAGAAGCAAUCUAUGAGAACAAGAAGAAGCUUGAGGGGAUUGGGGAGGAUUACCGGGUCCAGGGAAGUAGCACCAAAGAUUAUUUUCUCCAGAGAACGCUGCAGAGCCUGGAGCGCUAUUUUUACCUUAUUGCUUUCAAUUACUACCUUCAUGAACAGUAUCCUCUGGCUUUUGCACUAAACUUCAGUAAAUGGAUGUGCAAUCACCCUUGGGUUUACAGGCUGCUUGCUAGCAUGAAUUUAUCAGAGUUAUCUGUGCCAGUGGAUCUGGUAACCAAGGGAACAAGGGUGCUGGUGUCUGAUGAAUACUUGGCUCCAGAUGUUCUUAGUACAGUCAAAGAGAUGAAGGUAGCCAAUUUUAGAAGAGUCCCCAAAAUGUCAGUCUAUGGCAUGGCACAGCCCACUUCUGAGGCGACUGGCUUUGUCGUGGGCUACUUGACAGAUGAGAAGAGGAAGCACUCGCACAUCUUGUGGGUGAAUCUGCAGGAGGAGGUGGUGUUGGAAUGCAAUGGGCAGAUGUACACCCCCCGGGAACCAGGCUGUUUGGAACAGCAGAUCACCUGGCCAGCCUCAUCACCAGACCAUCUUGAGAAACUAGAAACUGCUGCCAAAGAGGAAAUCUUAAAAUCCCAGAAAUGGCUGGAAGUGAAUUUGGAGCAGGAAAAGCAGAUGAAAAUGUUUAAGACCUGCUUAACAGUGCUGGAGAUCUUCAACCAGCGGAAGACCUCCUGUCAGGGACUCGUAUACCGACGCAUCCCUGUUGCAGACUGCUGCGCUCCAAGGGAACAGGACUUUGACAGACUGAUGGAAGCCAUGAAGGCGACCCUAGCAGAGGACGCUCGAGCUGCUUUUGUAUUCAACUGUCACAACGGCAAAGGGAGGACCACCACAGCAAUGGUCAUUGCCGCUCUCACUCUGUGGCACUUUAAUGGUUUCCCUGAGAUGAGUGAUGAUGAGAUAGUGAGUGUUCCUUAUGCCAAAUACACAAAAGGAGAGUUUGAGGUUGUGAUGCAGUUAGUUAGACUCCUGCCCGAGGGGCACAGAAUGAAGAAGGAGGUCGACGCGGCCUUGGAUGCUGUGAGCGAGACCAUGACCCCCAUGCAUUAUCACUUGAGAGAGAUCAUUAUCUGCACCUACAGACAGAUUAAAACUGCCAAGUGUGAGAAAGAAAUGCAACUGUUGCAGCUGCAAAGCCUGCAGUACCUGGAGCGCUAUGUUUACCUCAUCCUGUUCAACACUUACUUACAUUUGGAGAAGAAAGACUCCUGGCAAAGACCUUUCAGCAUCUGGAUGUACGAGGUGGCAGCCAGAGCUGGGGUUUAUGAGAUUCUGAACGAGCUGGGGUUCGCAGAGUUUGAAAACCCAAAGGACGCACAACCUGCCAGGCUGCGCUACCGCUGGCAACAGCAGAACCUCCACACACUUCCUUUCCGAGGGGAGUUCAUUUAAGAAAGGAUCACUGUGAACUGCCAAAAAUAUCUCAUUAAUUGCUAAUACCGCCACCAUAAUCCUUUUUUUUUUUUCUAUCCACAGCACCCCCAAAACCUUUUAUAUUAUUUUUUUUUAAACUGCUGGAUAAAGAAUUGUAAUACAAAAAACAGUGUUCAGUGAUAACGUUGGUUUUAUAACAGCAGCAAUGUUAAAGGUGAAAAAGGUUGCCUCCUCAAUAUUUAGAUUCAGCCAAGGCAAGGGUGCAUCAAUAGAUACAGAUACUGAGAUAGAAGGAAGACACACCUCAAAGGUCUUAAUUAAACACACGUCAAAGGUUUAUCUGUUUCAACACUUGGGUUACCCAAAUGGGUGCUGCAAUGGAAGUCAUAUAUUCAUUCAUGUAGGUAGGUGUUUAUAAUAAUUAUCAGAACACGUCAAUUGUAAAACAUGCAAGACUCGGCAGCCUUUGGUUCUAUCCUUUAUACAAGGUGCACUAUACUAACCUAGAAAGCCCUGCAAUUAUGAUAGUGGCCAUUUUAUUAAACACUGCCCCUGUUCACCACACACACGCUAUAUUUAAAGACUUUGUUAAAUGCAUGUUUUAAUGAUUUAAAUCAUUCUCAACUGUUUUUUAAGGAAUUCGAAGACACUUUAAAUGUUAGAGAACAUUUAAUAAACACUUAUAUACUAAUAAAUAGUCUUUUAAAUAAAGCAUGAUAAGGUUUUGUUCAUCAGGAGCCCUGUUUUGGACUUCUAACUGAUAGUAGAUUUGAACUGUACUCUCUAAUUAGGCCAACAUUGAAAAAUGUUACAUUUAAAUUGAAAAAUCAGUUUGAUUUCCUAAUUUCAUGGCUUGGCCACAUUUAUACUUAAAUCGCUUUCCAAAUAUAGCAUCUAGUAUUUGGUUUUCAGUUCAGGUUUCAAUGAAACAUUUUAAAGUGGUUCCCUGAAAACACAACAAUGUCACGGAGUUCAAGACACACUGUUUUCUUUUGUUUAAAAAUGCAAAAGAUGUGCAGAAUGCUUCACCCUUGCUCCUAAAGGUAAAAAUGAUUUUAAAAUGAAUCUGUGUUAUGAAUUUGCCUAUGCAAAAUCUCAGUGUGAAAUGCAUUUUUAAUACUUGAGGUGUACAGUUUUUAAUGUGGAAUUGGUUAGAUAAAAACAUUGCGGUGUAUAGGUAUGCUAACAGUAAAUUGUGGUUGACCUUAGAAGUCAGCCUAUCAGUUUAUUAUUAUGUUAUUAUCAGAAAUUUCUUUUAAAAUUUGUUUAGGGUUUCUGUGUAUCAGUGUUUUAAGCUUUAAAGGUAAAACUAAUAUAGUUAAAUAUAUUAAAGCAAGCAUGGGAAGGAUUCAUGGUGUAAUUAUUUAAAGCAGUGGUGCGCAAACUUUUUAUAUGCCGCCCCCCUCUUUUGGCAUACAAUUUCUGCCCCCCUCCCCCCUCCUCUGCAACACAUACUAAAAUGUUAGAACUCACCAUUAUAUUUUAACAGCUGUUUUUUUCCCCGAUUUCAUGUAAAUUACAGAUUUUUCCUAGGUUUAACUCCAAAAAGUCAGGAUUUAGCUAAAUAUAGGAAAAAUUACCCAAUUUGCAUUAAAUCUGGGGAGAUAAACAGCUGUUGAAACAUUAGUGCUUUUUUAAAUACUUGUCACCACAUACACUGUAGCCGUCAUUUCAGCUCUGUUCACUGCAAUUUCAGUCACACUCGCCACUUCAGGCAUCAUUUCUCUGGUUGUACAAGUCCAGGAUUUAAAGUACAGCAGGUAUUGAAUGCUUUAACAACUAGAAAUGUGUUUUCUUACCAGCAGUACAAUAAGCUUGUAUGCAUGAGAAAUAAUGAUCUUGACAGUUUAACAUGUGAUCAGUCUACAAACUAUGUUCCAUUGCCGGGCUACACGUUUGACAAAUGUAUUUAGAGUUAUUAUAAAAUAAAAUUUGAAAAAAGAUCCUUAUUUGAUUAAUUACUCUGAAAGCCUGCUUAAAAUUAGGAGUGGGGUUCUAGUUUCAAGAGAAAGCUUUAAAGCUUGGCCUGAAUUUCUUUGACAGUGGAAAAGCAAGAGCAUUCUUCUCAGCCAUUGUUCAUAUACUGUACAUGACCAUAAAACAUAUUCUGUUUGGUAUCAUUGACUUUGCAACUGCAUUUCCACUGUGCAUGUAUACUGUACACAACUACUGUACAGAAGUCCCUCUAAAAAUUGAGACAUGUGAUGCUGCAUUGGACCCAUGGCAGAGAGCAAUCCUUUAAGUUCCAUACUUUUACUCUUGAUUCAAAACAUUUCAAGGAGAACUCCUUUUAGGGUUCCUUACAUGCACAAUUCAUCAACAAUCUGAAGUGAUUGAUGAAGCGUAUUUUCUUCCUCCUCCGAUGAGGCUUCUGUCUAUAACCUGCAUUUGUUUUUACUCAUUGCAUGAGCCUUUUGACUUCUUAGGAGCUGCCAACAGUCAUUUCGUAUAGUGUCUAUUUAUUUCUAAAUGUUUUCUUUGCUAUUCCUCCGCCACACACCUAUUUAUUUAACAAAGUACAAUGCAUAUUCCUAAAAGUGUUGAAUUGGGUUUUUUUGUUUUUGUUUUUUUUGUUUGUUUUUUUUAACAUAUUGUGAACAACCUCUUACACUGCUCAAAAAGGAAGCCAUAGGUUUGUCGUUCUUUCUUCUGGAAUAACAGCAUAACUGAAAACAAUAUUUGUAUUAUAAUUUGACAAAGGUACAAUUACGCAUGUUAGUUUCCAGCAAUAAAUAUAUAUGUUGUAUUUUUUUUUAUUUUUUUUAAUGAAUUGAACAGGUGACAAAGUGUUGAGCUUUUAGUUUUCACACACCAGUUUGAAAUGCCUUACAGAAAACUCAUGUUUAAUGUUUCUUUCAUUGUUGUUGCAUAUGGAAUGUAUUUUUUGUUUGUUGCUAUGGUCAAAUUAUGAUUGCAUUGGCAAGUGCUUCUUCCAAGAUACACAGUCAGAUCUGUAUAUUCCAUCUGUAAAAGUAUUUAAAUGGCGUUCAUGGAAUUCUGGUUAGCCACAGUCUAAAAUAGAUCUGCAUAGGGCACCAUAAAUAUACAGCUUGAUGCCACUACAAAUUUAACUAGAACCUAGCUGUUCAUAUCUUACUCCAUAUUAGAAUUAUGUAUUUAAGUGUAUUAUAGAUGUGUUUUGAUUAUACUAAACCAAGCACUUAUGCAUUUUAACAAAAGCCAUAUAUUUAUUUUUGUCAUGAUGCUACAGUACGUUUCUUGUACAUUGGGCUCCAUUUUUUAUGAAUGAAAAUAACAAUCCCAGCACAGUAUAAAUGAAGCUUUGGUAUAUGUGACAUAGGGGUAGUGUUGUGCAGUGUUAUUAAUCAAGCUAUUAUUAUUGAUAUAGCCUGCUUGAAAUAGGAUCACUGUGUGGCCUCAAACAGUGCCUUCUUUUUGCUAUGGCUUAAGAGAACUAUGUUUUUACUAUUUGAAGAAUAACAUGACAUUUAUACAUGGCUUGUUUUUCAUUGUAAUGUUUUUUUUUUCUUAGUCACAUUUCAUUUUGUAUAUAUUAAAUUGUUUAAAAUGUAAA
Molecule: messenger RNA, 6418 nt
Organism: Polyodon spathula (Mississippi paddlefish)
Lineage: Eukaryota; Metazoa; Chordata; Actinopteri; Acipenseriformes; Polyodontidae
Product: paladin-like
Exons: 20
Coding region: 292-2901 (869 amino acids)
Source: RefSeq, a predicted model, not a curated record